AUGAGGACAAUCAUACUCAGAUCUCAAUUCCACUUCCCAAAGCUCACCAAUCUCACUCCCCCUAGUGCAAACCCUCCCUUUCGCUUCCAUAUAAGCCCCACAUCACAACUAAAAUAUCCAACAAAACAAUCUUCUUCACAUUUUUCUUCACAAUCUACAAUCCUCCCUAGACAGAACACUGAUAUAGAAAAGACCCUAAUCUAUGAAGUUGUACCCAAAUCUCAGAAAUUCUCAGGAGGAGAGUUUUUUCAAGUUAUUCCAGCUGAAUAUUCAAGGAUUGUGAUUUUGGGAGCUGUGUCUUUGGGAUUGGCACUGUUUCUUAUGGGUAUUGAUGAUCAAAAGGCAUUGGCUUUGGGUCCAGAAGGGCCACUUAUGGAGGAGUUUUGGGACAACAUGAGGAGAUAUGCACUUUAUGCCUUGACAGUCAGUACAGGCUUUGCUUACACUCUAUUUGAGCCUAUAUUCGAGCUGUUGAAGAACCCCAUCUCUGCAAUUCUCAUUCUGACCAUCAUUGGGGGCAGCGUUUUCAUUGUUUCACAAGUUGUUUCAGCCAUGGUUGGUGUCACGGAUUUUAAUUAUGAGUAUGGCUAUUAA
Ilex paraguariensis (yerba mate) is the source of this 594-nucleotide messenger RNA. Lineage: Eukaryota; Viridiplantae; Streptophyta; Magnoliopsida; Aquifoliales; Aquifoliaceae. The record is from the annotation of a GenBank genome assembly.